UCGGUUAGACCAUUUAUGCCAUUCCCAAAUCACAACGGCAAACACUUUGACUUCAAUACGCUGCGGAAAUGUUGAAAGGUGGAGGUGUUCUCGCCUUCGCCGCCUUCCUCGUCCUCGCUUUCCCAGCCCUUUCCGAGAAUCUUAACCCUAAUCCCAGCACUGCCUAUGACGAGCUGCAGGGUAGCGGCCUCCCGGUCGGCCUCCUCCCCGCCGGCGUCGUCGCUUAUUCCCUCAACCGAACCUCUGGCGAUUUCGAGGUCGACUUCGGUGAGGCAUGCCGCGUCACCCUCCCUCCUGACAAUUAUCUAGCCUCCUACUCUAAUCGAGUCACCGGGAACCUUGUCGCCGGCCGCAUCACGGGGCUUCAAGGCAUACGGGUCCGCGCCUUCUUCCGGUGGUGGUCGAUCACAGGGAUCCGAUCCUCUGGAAAAGAUAUCGUCUUCGAGGUCGGCCCCACGUCGGCCAAGUAUCCCUCCCGAAACUUCGAUCAAAGCCUUGAUUGCGAGGGCCGUAACCCUACAGUUGCCGCUGCGUAGAACCAAAGGAGACCAAGAAGGUCACAAUCUACAUGCUACAUUUUCAUGACCUCAUAGAUUCUUCAGCAGCAUCGGGAAUCAUUUACCCUUUUUUUUUCCAUGUUAACGUAGUUGUCUGUCAACAUACGAUCUUAUGUUCUUCAUCAUCUUGUAUAACUGAUGGCACAACACUCAGUUCAUUAUCAUUGGAUACCUGUCUCACGAAAUGAUUAAUGUAAGACUCAGAUAUUGGGCAUCA
This is a messenger RNA of Zingiber officinale, 774 nucleotides long. RefSeq lists its product as uncharacterized. The transcript is spliced from 2 exons. Lineage: Eukaryota; Viridiplantae; Streptophyta; Magnoliopsida; Zingiberales; Zingiberaceae. The record is from RefSeq and is a predicted model, not a curated record. The coding region runs from base 69 to 536 and encodes 155 amino acids.